AUGGCACGAAAAAAAUUCAGUGGAUUAGAACUCUCUCUGAUUGUCCUCUUUGCUAUCGUUACUAUAAUAGCUAUUGCCCUAAUAGCUGUUUUGGCAACGAAAACACCUGCUGUUGAACAAAUUACUGAUUCACCAGCUUUAGGAAGAUGUCCAACAGAUCAAAAUGAUAACAUCAAUGAGAGAAUAAAUUGCAUUCCAGACCAAUUUCCAACACAGGCAAUUUGUAUUCAAAGAGGCUGCUGCUGGAAGCCGUGGAAUAACUCCAUUAUUCCUUGGUGUUUCUUUGCCCAAAACCAUGGCUACAAUUCUCAAAGAAUAUCAAACACAAACACAGGACGUGAAGCCCAAUUAGAGAGGAUAAAUUCACCUACCAUAUUUGGAAGAGACCUCAAUGUUGUCCGCGUCAUAACUGAAAAUCAGACACCUAAUCGUUUCCGGUUCAAGAUUACGGAUCCAAGUAACAGCAGAUAUGAAGUUCCUCAUCAGCAUGUAAAAAGUUUUGUUGGACCUGCUGCUUCUGACACAUUGUAUGACGUGGUGAUUACAGAAGCCCCAUUUGGCAUCCAAGUUCUUAGAAAAAGCAAUAGAAAAGUUUUGUUUGACACCACUGUUGGUCCCCUGGUGUUUUCUGACCAGUACUUACAGAUCUCAACAAGACUUCCCUCUGAUUAUAUGUAUGGUAUUGGGGAACAUAUUCAUAAAAGAUUCCGUCACGAUUUAUACUGGAAAACAUGGCCAAUCUUUACCAGAGAUGAACUUCCUGGUGAUAAUAAUCACAACUUAUAUGGUCACCAAACAUUCUUCAUGUGUAUAGAGGAUACUUCUGGAAAGUCAUUUGGUGUUUUCUUAAUGAACAGUAAUGCAAUGGAAAUUUUCAUCCAGCCAACUCCGAUAGUGACAUACAGAGUUACUGGUGGCAUUCUGGACUUUUACAUCUUUCUGGGUGAUACUCCAGCACAAGUAGUUCAGCAGUUUCAACAGCUCAUUGGACUACCAGCAAUGCCAGCAUACUGGAAUCUUGGAUUCCAACUGAGUCGUUGGAAUUAUGGAUCGCUAGAUGUAGUCAGAGAAGUAGUCCGAAGAAACCGAGAAGCUCGUAUUCCAUUUGAUACCCAGGUCACUGACAUUGACUAUAUGGAAGAUAAGAAAGACUUUACUUAUGAUACCGUCAAAUUUCAAGGUCUCCCUGAAUUUGUUAACGAUUUGCAUAAUCAUGGACAGAAAUAUGUCAUCAUCUUGGAUCCUGCAAUUUCCAUAAACAAACGUGCCAAUGGAGCAAAUUAUGAAAGCUAUGACAGAGGAACUGAAAUGCAUGUGUGGGUAAAUGAGUCAGAUGGGACGACACCAGUCAUUGGAGAGGUAUGGCCUGGUUUAACAGUAUACCCUGACUUCACAAGUCCACAAUGUGAAGAGUGGUGGGCAGAUGAAUGUUUACGUUUCCACCAGCAAGUGCCAUUUGAUGGACUUUGGAUUGAUAUGAAUGAAGUUUCCAGUUUCAUUCAAGGUUCAAGAAAAGGGUGUGAGGACAACCGGUGGAAUUAUCCACCUUUUACUCCUGAUAUUCUUGACAAACUGAUGUACUCUAAAACACUCUGCAUGGAUACUGUGCAACACUGGGGAAGGCAGUACGAUGUUCACAGCCUGUAUGGAUACAGCAUGGCUAUCGCUACAGAGAAAGCUAUCCAAAGAGUUUUACCUAACAAGAGAGGCUUCAUCCUCACCCGGUCAAAUUUUGCUGGAACUGGAAAACACGCUGCCCAUUGGCUGGGGGACAACACUGCUUCAUGGGAACAAAUGGAAUGGUCUAUUACAGGAAUGCUAGAGUACAGCUUGUUUGGGAUACCUUUGGUUGGAGCAGAUAUUUGUGGGUUUGUGGCUGAUACAACAGAAGAACUUUGCAGGAGAUGGAUGCAACUUGGGGCAUUUUAUCCAUUUUCGAGAAACCACAAUGCUGAAACAUACAUGGAACAGGAUCCUGCCUAUUUUGGACAGAACUCUCUUCUGGUUAAUUCAUCACGCCACUACCUCAAUAUUCGCUAUACGUUGUUACCUUUCCUCUACACUCUGUUUUAUAAAGCUCAUCGGUAUGGAGAAACAGUAGCAAGACCGUUUCUGCAUGAGUUUUAUGAUGAUACGAAUAGUUGGAUAGAGGACACUCAAUUCUUAUGGGGCCCAGCAUUACUUAUAACUCCCGUCUUAAGACAGGGAGCAAAUGUUGUGAGUGCAUACAUCCCGGAUGCUACCUGGUAUGAUUAUGAAACUAACCCCUUAGGACUUAUAGUUGCACUAAAUGAUGAUAACACAGCCAUUGGGGACUUUUUCUGGGAUGAUGGAGAAACUAAAGAUACCAUAGAAAAUGGCAAUUAUAUAUUUUAUACAUUUUCAGUUUCUAAUAACACUUUAAGUAUUACCUGCACUCAUUCAUCAUUCCCAGAGGGAACAAACUUGGCUUUUGAGACUAUUAAAGUCCUUGGAUUGUCAAACUCAGUUACACAAGUUACGGUGGCAGAAGUUAAUCAAGCAGUGACUUCUCAUACAAGUUUCAACUAUGAUGCAUCCAGUCAGGUUCUCCUAAUUGAUAAUCUGAAGCUUAACCUUGGAAAAAGCUUUACGAUUGUAUGGGAUCAAUUUUUCUCAGAAAAUGAAAGGUUUACAUGUUAUCCAGAUGCAGAUGAGGCAAGUGAACAAAAGUGCAGAAAUCGCGGCUGUUUAUGGAACCAGAUUUCUUUAUCCAGAGCCCCUGAGUGUUAUUUUCCUCGAGACGUCGACCCUUAUUCAGUCAGCACAGUCCAAUACUCAUCAACUGGUAUAACAGCUGACCUUCAGUUCAAUGGUAAUUCUAGAUUAAAUAUGCCAUCUGAGCCUAUCUCAAAUCUCCGCGUGGAGGUGAAAUAUCACAAAGACGAUAUGCUGCAGUUCAAGAUUUAUGACGCCCAGAAGAAGAGAUAUGAAGUUCCAGUACCCUUAAACGUUCCAGCAACUCCCACAAGUACUUACGAAAACAGACUUUAUGAUGUUGAAGUUAGGAAAAAUCCAUUUGCAAUCCAGAUUCGUCGUAGAAGUACUGGGAGAGUGAUUUGGGAUUCUCAUCUACCUGGAUUUACUUUUAAUGACCAGUUCAUUCAAAUAUCCACUCGUCUGCCAUCAGAAUAUAUAUAUGGAUUUGGAGAAGUGGAACACACUGCAUUUAAGCGAGACCUGAACUGGCAUACGUGGGGAAUGUUCACAAGAGAUCAACCUCCUGGUUAUAAACUCAAUUCCUAUGGAUUCCAUCCCUAUUACAUGGCCCUGGAGAAUGAAGGGAAUGCCCAUAGCGUCCUCUUGCUCAACAGCAAUGCAAUGGACGUUACCUUCCAACCAACACCUGCUCUGACUUACCGUAUAAUUGGAGGCAUCUUGGACUUUUAUAUGUUUUUGGGCCCAACUCCAGAAGUUGCAACACAGCAGUAUCAUGAAGUAAUUGGCCACCCUGUUAUGCCACCUUACUGGUCUUUGGGAUUCCAACUCUGUCGUUAUGGGUACAGGAACACUUCACAGGUUGAAGAAGUGUUUAAUGACAUGGUGGCUGCUAGGAUUCCAUAUGAUGUUCAAUACACAGACAUUGAUUACAUGGAAAGACAACUAGACUUCACAAUUGGUGAUGAAUUUCGUGACCUUCCUCAGUUUGUUGAUAAAAUAAGAGCACAAGGAAUGAAAUACAUCAUCAUACUGGACCCAGCCAUUUCUGGAAAUGAAACCGAGCCUUACCCAGCAUUUACAAGAGGACAGGAAAAAGACGUCUUUGUCAAAUGGCCUAACAGCAAUGAUAUUUGUUGGGCAAAGGUAUGGCCAGAUUUGCCCAAUGUUACAAUAGAUGAAAGUCUAACGGAAGAUGAAGCUGUUAAUGCUUCUAGAGCACAUGUAGCUUUCCCAGAUUUCUUCAGAAGGUCUACAGCAGAGUGGUGGGAAAAAGAAAUUGAAGAUUUCUAUAAUAAUCAAAUGAAGUUUGAUGGAUUGUGGAUUGAUAUGAAUGAACCAUCAAGUUUUGUAAAUGGAACAACUACUAAUCAAUGCAGAAACGAGUCACUAAAUUACCCACCUUAUUUCCCAGAACUCACAAAAAGAACUGACGGCUUGCACUUCAGAACCAUGUGCAUGGAAACCGAGCAGAUUCUUAGCGAUGGCUCCUCCGUUUUGCACUAUGAUGUCCACAAUCUCUAUGGAUGGUCACAAGUAAAACCUACUUAUGAUGCACUGCAGAAAGUGACAGGGAAAAGAGGGAUCGUUAUUUCCCGCUCCACGUUUCCUACUGCUGGACAAUGGGCAGGACACUGGCUGGGGGACAACUAUGCCGAGUGGACCAACUUGGACAAAUCUAUCAUUGGUAUGAUGGAGUUUAGUCUUUUUGGAAUAUCAUAUAGUGGUGCGGACAUCUGUGGCUUCUUCAACAAUUCAGAAUAUGAGCUCUGUGCCCGCUGGAUGCAACUUGGAGCAUUUUAUCCAUAUUCAAGAAAUCACAACAUUGCUUUUACUAGGAGGCAAGAUCCUGCUUCGUGGAACGAAACUUUUUCUACUAUGUCAAGGAAUGUUCUAAAUAUUAGAUACACUCUAUUGCCCUAUUUCUAUACUCAAAUGCAUGAAAUCCAUGCUCAUGGCGGCACUGUGAUUAGACCUCUUAUGCAUGAGUUCUUUAAUGAAAGGGAAACAUGGGAUAUAUUCAAGCAGUUUCUGUGGGGCCCGGCAUUUAUGGUUACUCCCGUAAUGGAAUUUGGUAGUGAUAGAGUCUACGGCUAUGUCCCUAAUGCACGAUGGUUUGAUUAUCAUACAGGCUCUGAUAUUCAUAUUAGAGGACAGUUCAAUACCUUUGCUGCUCCAUGGGAUUACAUAAAUCUGCACGUCCGUGGUGGACACAUCUUGCCAUGCCAACAACCAGCUAAUAACACAUUUUACAGUCGACAAAAUUUCAUGGAACUCAUUGUCGCUGCGGAUGAUAAUCAAAUGGCACAGGGAAGUCUGUUUUGGGAUGAUGGCGAUACUAUAGGUACCUAUGAAAAAGAUAUGUAUUUCAUGGCACAAUUUAAUCUUAACAAGACCACCUUGACAAGCACUAUAUUGAAAAGUGGCUAUGUAAAUGAAAAUGAAAUGAAGCUUGGAACAGUCAAAAUAUGGGGGAAAGGAAAUAGUCCUGUCAAUAGCGUUACUCUCAAUUAUAAAGGAAAUACAUAUACACCUUUAAUAAUCGAAAAUACACCAGCGAAUGAGAUAUUAAUUAUUGAUGUGAGUCCAUUUAAUGUUGUUCUGCAUAACCCAAUUGAAAUCCACUGGUCAUGA
Elephantulus edwardii (Cape elephant shrew) is the source of this 5310-nucleotide messenger RNA. RefSeq names its product sucrase-isomaltase (alpha-glucosidase) (gene SI). The transcript has 46 exons. The record is from RefSeq and is a predicted model, not a curated record. NCBI's taxonomy places the organism in Eukaryota, Metazoa, Chordata, Mammalia, Macroscelidea, Macroscelididae. Gene Ontology annotation, molecular function: carbohydrate binding; alpha-1,4-glucosidase activity. Gene Ontology annotation, biological process: carbohydrate metabolic process. Bases 1 to 5310 code for a protein of 1769 amino acids.